Messenger RNA from Malania oleifera, 384 nucleotides. RefSeq names its product classical arabinogalactan protein 7-like. The transcript is spliced from 2 exons. The record is from RefSeq and is a predicted model, not a curated record. Bases 1 to 384 code for a protein of 127 amino acids. Lineage: Eukaryota; Viridiplantae; Streptophyta; Magnoliopsida; Santalales; Ximeniaceae.
AUGGCGCCAAAAACUUUAUCGGUUCAAAACUACAACCUCCUUGCAGAAACCAUCUUCAACCUCACUGCCAGCAUCCUUGCUCUUGUUGCCUCUUCGCCCCCUCCACCUCCGGCCACCACCUUGCAGCCGCCUCCAUUCCUCCCAGCCGGCUGCCUCCUGCAACACCCAGCUUUAGUAUCAGACCCAAACACCACAGCACCUCCUUCCCUGGCGUCUUCUUGGCAGACUGCGACCCAGCGUUUCUGCCCUCCUCUGCUACUGUCGUCGCCGGCCAAGCCUACAGCAGCGGCCCAGCUCUCCGAUCAUCUACCCCGGCAGCCUCCAGUCUUCCUCGGCUCCACUGCUGCUACACCAGCCCCCCAGGACCUCCGACCACCAUCAUAG